AGUGCGCUGAAAAGAAGAUACAGCAGAAUCAUAAUCUGGAAAUAGGCAAGAAAAGGCAUAGCCAUUAUGAAAGGAUAGACACUGAAAACACUUGUAGUACACUGAAUAAUGGCUUUACAACUGCAGAGAAUUUAACGUCAAACAUUACUGCAACUUGCUUUGCCAAACCAACUGUCAUAGAACACGCCCCAAAGCUGAAAACCGACCAAGUAUCAGAAAAAGAAUCUAAUUACUUACCAAAGGUCCCAUCAUUUCUGUGCACUGCACCAAAGAAUCCUUGUCUCACCCCUAUACAACAGAUUUCUACACAAGGGUCUACAAGUUUGCACCGCCUUUUGCCAACCUAUCACCCUCCUCACAUAGCGGCACGCAAGUCUUUGUCAUCACUGCUGGAGACUCAAAUGUCUUUAGCCAACUCAAAAUCCAAAUCACAAUCAACAUAUUGUGGACUUAUUCCUGUUCAGUAUGCUGCCCAUGGUGGAAUCCGAACUCUAACAUCAUAUCAAAGCCUUGUACCCUGCAGAACUGAACCGACCUCUUUGACAAAAACACGACAUGCAGUAGAUCUCUCAAAACAUGAUUCAGCAAAACAACUUAAUGGACGUGAUCAGGAUCUGCAUUCAACACAAAAAGAUUCAGAAUUUAAAACAGAAUGGACCAUCAACAAUAACAAAGAUGUAUUUGAAAACAGUUGUGAAGUCAAAACUCUUGAACCUGCGACAUCUAAUUUGGAUAUAACAAAACCAGAACUUCCCCUUGGCUUGGUACAGAAAAAUAUGUAUCAACCCACAAGUGAUGUAUCUACACGUAAAGCCUCACACUCUGAGGCUUCAAAAUUCAUUCCUACAGCAGGCUUCAGUCUCAACUCCAUCCCCAAACAGAGGAAUGUCACCGCUAUGUCAGCAAAACACUGGACUCAAUCACAAGGGCGUUUUGAAGAUCAAGGAUAUACCAGGAAAGACAGACACCCCAGCCAUCGAACCCUUCAAGAAGUCAGUGACAUCAACUGCAUCUUCAAUUGCUGAGCAAAAGAGACCCAGGCCAGGAACAUCUCCCGCACCUUCUGAUCCCAAGGCAGUGGAGAAGUCAAAAGGUCUGAAGGGUAAGCUCAGCGGAUGGACACGUCUUAAGAAACACUUGGUGGUUGAACCAGAAGAACCUUCGUUUCCAGAAUCACAGGCCAAUUCACAGGAUGAAACCAGUGGCAAGCAAAACGCACUUCAUGAUUCUCAGGAUAAAUCGGUAGCAGAUGAAUGUGAUAAUCAAGAUUUAGAGAGGAACAAAGAAGAUCCCAGGGCGCUAAAGAUGUGGGAUGCCCUCCUUUUUCAGAUGUUCUCCACAAAAGAACGAAUCAUGCACCAGCUCAAUGUCACAAAAAAGCUCAAUAUCACAAAAAAAGAUUCAGAAAAAGAGAAAGUCUCUCAAGAAAUCCAACCAGAGGUUCCAUCCUUUGUCAAUCGCCUACCAGUUUUGCUUUACAGCCCUCGAUUUGAUGCCAGGAAACUAAAAGAGGCAGUAGAGAAGCCAUUAUCAAAAAUAGCAGCUGUUUUCGGAAGGGGAUUGUUAAACCGAAAAACUCAGGAGGAUGAUCACAAAGACUUCAAUAGAACAGCCAGAGGAUUCGGCUCAAAUAAAAUUAAAUAAAAGUAACUGGGCUUAUGUGAUUUGGGUUGAUCAAUUAUAAUAUUUGGUGACACAAUAUAAAAUAUAAAAUGUGAUGAAGGAUAUGGAUGAUAAUGAGGGAAAUUUUCUCGACACACAUUUGUUCAGUUUUGCAGUAGGCAAAUAUACAGUGGGUUACAUAACGUAAUGAUGGGAUGGCAGUUUUGUUUGAACAGAGACAGGCAAUUAAAAAAACAAAAAACAGCAAACAAAUGUUAUCAAUGAAGUUGUAUUUGAUUGAGGGAAGUAUUUGAUGCCCUACCAUGAAGCAAGAAUUCUGACCCUGAUAGACCAGUGGUGGCCAUUAAAAGGGAUGAAAAGGACACCAACUGUGCGACAUAGAAGAGGAAACUUACCAAUUAAAAAAAUACCUCACGGCAUUGAGGAACCAAUGACUGGUUCCAUGUAUUUUAGAACCUCCUGGCCUCAACCUGAACACUAAAGAUCAGAUGCGUCCACCAGCCUGACGAUGACCCAAAACAUAAGGCCAAAGCAACAAAAGAAUGGCGAGAGAAGAAACAUCAGACCUUAAACAAAUACAAAAUAUGUGGAGGGAGUUGAAACCAAGUGGCAGCCUUUAACUGACUUGCCAACACGGGUUCCCCCACCAAGUCAUGUUUUAGCUUUAAGAUCAAAUACUUAUUUCCAGCAAUCAAAUACAACUUAAUUUAUCAUUUUUAUUUGAUGUUUUUUUCGAUCUCUCUGUUGAAAUUAACAUACAAUACAAAUGAAAUACUUUUCAUGUCUUUGUAAGGAGUAAACACAAAUGUUUGUGAAGAAUCAUCAGUAAAAACUGAGGUUAACAACAGUACUUUUGUUGUAAAAGUGGUUUUGAAGAAAAAAACUAACCUUUUCUGAGUACUAAUCACCCUUGACCUUACCGAAUGGUAGACCGUUACAAUGGCUACAAUGAAUACACAGGACAUCAAAUGCUAGGGCUGUAUUGACAUCUUUGAAAUGUUCAUAAUUAUUUUUUAUGAAUCUCAUCAAAAGUGUGUUUUAUUUCUGUUAAAAAAACAUUUUAAUUAUGGAUUUAGAUCACUGCCAUUAAGUUUUGUAAUUAAAAAUACAUGUUGGCAUUGUAGAACAUUUUUGAUUUAUACUGAAACAAGUAAUGUGGUACCUCGACUUUUCAGUGCCCCAACUUAGAAGUGUUUUGAGAUAGCAGCUGUCUCUCAGCUAAUUGUUAUGUUUUAAGUUGCACACACAAAUUUUAGUUACAAGCCUCCCCACCACUAAUUGGCGUCAUAGCGAAUGACAGAAUGAACCUCAUGAGAUCCGUCCAAAACAUCUGGUCUUAUCAGCUUGUACUGUAGAUACUCUACAAGGGGGCUACACGGUAGUCUAGUGGUUAGCAUGUGGGCCCCGCAGUCAGGAGUUCCGGGUUCAAAUGUUCCUAAUGAGGACAAUCAUUAUAGAAAAUGGAUGGAAUGAAGAAAGUGAGUGUGAAGGACAGUGCUGAGAAAAAGAAGUGGUUGAUAUUUAUUGAAUAAAGAAAGAAAUAAUCAAAAGCAUGAUGCAGAAUAAGUCGAUAAUGUGAGCCAAGAACGUUGACGGUGGACAUUUUUUCAUGAAAAUAUGGAGAAGCAGUUUCAGGAGAUACCGUAAGUCUGCUCUACAAAGUAAAUGCUUUAUGUUAUUAUUACACUACUACAUACAACUACUGAGAUUGUAUUACAUUAUGUUUUGUUAUAGAAAAUUUAUUUUAAAAAGGUGUUUUUUCAAAGCAAUGUUACAUGUUAGAAUUGUGGGUUUUUUUUGGGGUGG
Molecule: messenger RNA, 3429 nt
Organism: Entelurus aequoreus (snake pipefish)
Lineage: Eukaryota; Metazoa; Chordata; Actinopteri; Syngnathiformes; Syngnathidae
Product: proline-rich protein 33-like
Exons: 2
Coding region: 796-1644 (282 amino acids)
Source: RefSeq, a predicted model, not a curated record